This is a messenger RNA of Oncorhynchus keta (chum salmon), 4419 nucleotides long. RefSeq names its product mitogen-activated protein kinase 7 (gene mapk7). The transcript is spliced from 7 exons. The record is from RefSeq and is a predicted model, not a curated record. Gene Ontology annotation, cellular component: nucleus; cytoplasm. Gene Ontology annotation, molecular function: MAP kinase activity; ATP binding. Bases 238 to 3633 code for a protein of 1131 amino acids. NCBI's taxonomy places the organism in Eukaryota, Metazoa, Chordata, Actinopteri, Salmoniformes, Salmonidae. Gene Ontology annotation, biological process: intracellular signal transduction; cell surface receptor signaling pathway; protein phosphorylation.
UCCCAAAGAAGAAGAAGAAAACGGAAGACUACAAGGAAGUAUAUUUACAGUCGCGAUAACAACAAAUUGCCAUGCAAUGUAGCGUACUGCUAUUGUAGUUUAUUUUCAGUUGAACAUUAAAAACAGGAUUGGCAUUUGGCAGGCAUAUUUGAUAAAGGCUUCAGCUCAACUCAUGGAAGCAGCCGUUUGGUUGGCCAUUGUUGUGGGGCUAGCUAUCUUUUCUGAAGACGCAGGAUCAUGUCAUCCAAGGAGGGGAGAAAAGGUGAUACUGCUGAAUCUGGGGCUAUGGCAACACAGAGUUCAAUGGCUGUCAACAAUGGCAGGGACAACAACCACAAGAACCAUCAUGAUGAAGUAGGGAGGUUGCACUUGGAACCAAGCAACGAAACAGGCAGUACGGCAGACACCAGCACAGCAGCCAAGAACUUGGCUUUGCUCAAAGCCCACUCCCUGGAUGUGAAUUUUGAGGUUGGUGAGGAGUAUGACGUCAUAGAGACCAUCGGCACAGGGGCCUAUGGCGUCGUGUCCUCCGCCAGGAGGCGGGACAAUGGUCAACAAGUGGCAAUUAAGAAGAUUCCCAAUGCCUUCGAGGUGGUGCAAAACGCUAAGCGUACAUUACGAGAGCUGAAGAUUCUCAAGCAUUUCAAACAUGACAACAUUAUCGCCAUCAAAGACAUCCUCCAGCCUAGCCUCCCUCACUUCAAGUCUGUGUAUGUGGUUCUGGAUUUGAUGGAGAGUGAUCUCCACCAGAUCAUCCACUCCCGGCAGCCGCUGACUCCAGAGCACACACGCUACUUCCUGUACCAGCUCCUCCGCGGUCUCAAGUACGUGCACUCGGCCAAUGUCAUCCACCGUGACCUAAAGCCCUCCAACCUGCUGGUCAACGAGAACUGCGAGCUGAAGAUCGGGGACUUUGGCAUGGCCCGGGGCCUUAGCUCACACCCCGAGGAGUCACACUCCUUCAUGACUGAGUAUGUGGCCACGCGCUGGUACCGCGCCCCUGAACUAAUGCUCUCGCUGCACCACUACAGCCUGGCCAUCGACCUGUGGUCCGUGGGCUGCAUCUUUGCCGAGAUGCUGGGCCGCAAGCAGCUGUUUCCCGGGAAGCACUAUGUCCACCAGCUACAGCUUAUUCUGUCCGUGUUGGGCACACCACCAGAGGGCGUGAUCGGGGCCAUCGGGGCUGAUCGGGUGCGCUCGUAUGUGCGGAGCCUGCCGUCGCACGCACCCGUGCCCUUGGCCAAGUUGUACCCGCAGGCCGAGCCUGCUGCCCUGGACCUGCUGGCCACCAUGCUGCGCUUCGAUCCUCGCGAGCGGAUUGAUGUGAGCCAGGCACUGGAGCACCCCUACCUGUCCAAGUACCAUGACCAGGACGAUGAGCCCAUCUGCGUGCCCGCCUUCGACUUUGAGUUCGACAAGACGCCCAUGAGCCGGGAGCAGAUCAAAGAGGCCAUCCUGGUGGAGAUCCAGGACUUCCACCGGCGGAAGCAGAACAACCGGCAGAGGAUCCAGUUCAGGCCCUUACAGAGGCAGGGUGGUGGUGACCAACGGUCUGGUCAAACCUCCACCGUCAACCUGACCAAUAACUCAUUGUCUUCCAUGUCACGACCGACACAGGUAUCGCCGAUGCAGCCGCAACCAGUGUCAAAGAGUCAAGCCAAUCAGCAUCAUAUAACGACAGGAGGGAGCCAAACUUUCGCCAAUCAGCUGCCGUCCUUUAGUAAACAUGCCCCGCCCCUUUUAGAGGUGACCCCAUCCCAAUGUCUGACCCACACGUUGCCUCCCCUGACCCAGGCAGAGAGUUGCCAGGACGUGGACAUGCCCAGCGCCAACUCGGACAGUGGGCAGCCUGAGAUCAUAGACCUGAUCACGCCAGUCUCUUCCCAGGGCACCUCACCAUCUGAAGCUCUGAGAGAAAGCUCGAAGGUGGAGGAGCUAGUACCCACCAGCCAGGGGGGACCUCUGACCCAAGUCACCCAGAGUCAGCCAAUGUCUCAGGGCCAGGCUGCGUCUUCCGUGUCCUCCACUUUAGCACACAACACCAUGGCCCCUCUGCCCAACUCUGUGCCUUCUCUCAUGCUCUCCCAGGCCCAAGCUCAGUCGCUUUCGCAGUCCCUCACUCAGUCAUUGUCCAAGGGGGCGAGGGGAACAGCGGGGGCAGGGGAAGGGACCAGGAAAGAUGGGGCCAUUUCGGAGGACACCAAAGCAGCGCUCAAGGAGGCCUUGCGGAAGUCGGCUCUCAGACACAAAGCCAGAGAUGGAGGUCCAACAUUACUGAGUAUGGAUACAGGUGGAACAGGUCUGACAUGCUCCCUAACCUCCUCCCUCUCUCUUCCGGAGCUACGGAGGCCCGUCACAGCCCAGGAGCGCCAAAGAGAAAGGGAGGAGAAGAGGCGGAGGAGGCAGGAGCGAGCUAAGGAGCGGGAGAGGAAGAUGAAAGAGAAGGAGAGAAGAGAAGGGGACUCAUUGGGUGGGGUUCUCCUGAGCGACAAUGACAAAAGCCUAUUGGAACGCUGGAAGAGGAUGAUGGACAGCCGUGCAGACAAAUCACAGAACCCCGAUGUUGACACAGCCAAAACUAAGGGCUGCAAAGUGAGUUCCCACCUCAGCGGGAAUUCGAGCAAAAACACCCAGGCGGCAAUGGCUGUAAACCACACGAAAUCGGAUAAGGAAGCAGGGGAGAUUCAGACUCACAAACAGACGGUACCCCAAAUAGAGCCCAAUCUGUCAGGGAUGUUCCAGCCACUAAAUACCCAGGGCUCACUGCCUUUCUCUCUGGGCCAGACAAAGGGAGAGGAGAUGGGGCGUGUGGCUGUGAGUAGAGGGAUGGACAUGGUGGAUGGAGCCUCCUGUGGCUUAGCUAAAAACGACACGCUAAAACCGACGCAGGGUGAGUAUGAAGGGCCAAGGAUCUUCAACUGUCUGGGGAAUUGGGCUGUGCAGCAGGUAGGGGCCGGGACUUCCCAGCAACAGCAGCUACCCCUUAACAGAUCACCCCAAGCCUGCCAGACAAGCUUCCCUCAGCCUCAGCCGCACCCCGUGGGGACUUUCUUGACGAAAGCCCCAGCACUACCAUCGAGCGAAACCAAUGGCAACAUAAGAACAGGGAGUGGUCAGAACAACAUCAACUCUCACCCUAACUCAGUCACUAGUGGGGCCGGACCCAUGGAGAAGCUGUGCUCGGCACUGAGAGAGAAGCCCGGGUCCCACACGCAGAGCCCUCUCUGCGGGGCCUUAGGGGCCCCGUCCCUUCCUCAGCCCAGCUUAGGGUUCACAGACACCGGACAGCCGGGGCACGCUGUGGCCCCUGACAUCCACACGGUCACACUGCAGCUCUCAAAGUCACAGGUGGAAGAUGUGCUGCCUCCGGUGUUCUCUGUCACCCCUAAGGGCAGUGGGGCAGGAUACGGAGUUGGCUUUGACCUGGAUGACCUCUUCAACCAGUCCCUCACUGACCUCCAGCACGCAGACCUCAGAGACAGUUACAAUGACUCAGGCCCCCUCUCUGCCUCCCUGCUCUCUGAUUGGCUGGAGGUGCACCGCAUGACUCCGGCUGACCUGGAAUCGCUACAGCAGGAACUACAGCUAGGAUCUCCCAUGAUCCUCUCUGACUCCAUCCCCUCUGACACCUGACUACCUCCUUCUGGAAUAACAACCAAGACACUGGAGGUAGAAAUAGCCCCUUACCAGACAUCAGGUCGCAUUGUCUGCAUCCCAAGUGCAUUCCCCACACAGUGCACUACUUGGGAGUAGGUCAAUUGCCCCUAAAUACUAUACAAAUAGUCUAGUCCCAGAUCUGGAACUGCUAUACAGGGUAUUUCAUCCCCUAAUGGUACCUUUAGUCCCUAUGUAGUGCACUACAUUUGACCGGGCCCAUAGGGCUCUGGUCAACACUAGACCCUUGUGUCCCUACAUUUAGAAGUUUUCUAGAAAGGAGGAGUCUGAGCCCUGGGUUAUACGCUUUGUAAUAGACACUCUUAAGGAUCAUCUAUUUAAUUGUUUUUGUUUUUCUAGCAUUUCUUCAUGCAGUGUUCAUGGUUCUUUUAAUAAAGAUCAUUGGGUCAUAACUUGUAUGAUUGCUGCUGUUUUACAAUGGGCCCUGAAGGAGAGGAGAGAAGGUGGUUUGUUAACAUAAUUGAAGCCUAUGCCGGUUAUUACACCAACAGAGGGGAAAAUACAUUGAUGAAAUCGCAAUCAGUACAAUCGCAAUGACUGGGUCAUGUUCAUUAGGGCACGCAACAGAAAAGACUUUGCAAUUAUUUUAAUGUUUUAUGAGUCCAGGUAGUCCUACCGUUUCAGUCCGGUUUCUUCCGUUUGGUCUGUAAUGAAAACAACCCUGAUCAGGAAUGAUUUAUUAGGAACAAUCCAAAACUCAACGUUGUCACUAUUAAAAGCAACCCUGUUGAAUCCUCUUCGCUA